Messenger RNA from Gigantopelta aegis, 3139 nucleotides. Its product is annotated as solute carrier family 28 member 3-like. The record is from RefSeq and is a predicted model, not a curated record. Gene Ontology annotation, cellular component: membrane. Bases 130 to 2127 code for a protein of 665 amino acids. Lineage: Eukaryota; Metazoa; Mollusca; Gastropoda; Neomphalida; Peltospiridae. Gene Ontology annotation, molecular function: nucleoside:sodium symporter activity. The transcript has 14 exons. Gene Ontology annotation, biological process: nucleoside transmembrane transport.
GUUCGUUCGUCUUUAAGUCCACACACAGAAAGAUCGGCUAACACUGACACUUAGAAUUUUUUUUUAUUUGACGAUUCCAGUUAACCUGAUAUAUCUGCUACUGCCGUACUCCAGUGCCCGCCUGUCAGAAUGUCAAAUCUGAACACAAGUGAUUCGCAGAAGCCACUGUUUGCCCAGCGAGAUGAUUCCGUCCUUAGUAUUCAGGUGGAAGAUGAAGAAGCCACCACAGAUAUGUGUUUUCUUCCGGAAAAAGCCGAGCCAGAUGGUUGCAUGGACAACAAAGAAGUUCCAUCAGUGACAAUGUGUAUUGAUGACAGUAUAAUUAGUGGAUCGAGUGACAGCUCUGAUUCCGGGAACAGCAGCCUGCUAUCCAGUCUAGGCAUGAUGCAUGCGAAAAUGGAAGGUUUUGUCGGAGACAACAAGAAGAAACUAAAACUGAUUAUCUUCACCUGUCUAGGCCUUGGUUACCUUGGAUACUUCAUUGCAGCCCUGAUUUUAGGAGUCGUGUACAAAUGUGUGGACACCGUGCCUCUGAUUGCCGUCACUUGUGUAGUGUUUUCCCUCAUCGUCAUCAGCUUUGUUAAAGACAAAUUUGGAAAGGAUAUAUUUGACCACUGCCUAAAGCCAGUCUUGGAGGCAUUACACAAAAAGUGGUAUAUUUUGAAAUGGGUUGGGUUUGCUCUCAUCUACGGUGGUGUGGUCGCUGUUAUCAUCACUUCGGUGUGGUCGUCUCCCAGAAACCUCAUCUCGCUGGUCGGCAUGGCGAUGUUCAUCUUGAUUCUCUUCAUCUGCUCAGUUAGUCCACUCAAGGUCAACUGGCGUCCAGUAGUUGGAGGUCUCACCCUACAGUUUUAUUUUGCUGUGCUCAUUCUGAAGUGGGACGUAGGCUACAAGGUGUUUCGCUUUCUCGGUCAUGAGGUCCAGACUUUCCUCUCAUACACCGACUACGGCUCAGAGUUUGUGUUUGGGAAGAAAUACAUCGAUCAUAUCUUUGCAAUGAAGGUCCUGCCAGUUGUGGUUUUCUUCAGCUGUUUCAUAUCGGUGUUGUACUACAUUGGUGCCAUGCAGGCCAUCAUUGGUAAGAUCGCCUGGCUGAUGAGGGUCACUCUCGGAACAACAGUCGCGGAGUCGCUCUGUGCUGCUGGAAACAUCUUUGUUGGACAGACUGAGGCGCCUAUUCUGAUUCGUCCGUUUCUGAAUGUGAUGACAAAGUCUGAGCUGCACGCGGUGAUGGUCGGGGGGUUUGCGACGAUUGCGGGGGGAGUCCUGGCGGCCUACGUGUCAUUUGGAGUUCCCCCAGAGCACCUGCUGUGUGCGUCUGUGCUGAAUGCCCCGUGUGCUCUGGCUGUCUCCAAGCUGCUUUAUCCAGAAACCGAGAAAAGCCACAUCACUAAAGCCAAACACAUCGACACCGACAGCGACCACCGCAACCUGCUGGAGGCGGCCGCUGCAGGUGCAUCGUCAUCCAUCGUGCUGGUGGCGAACAUCGCCGCCAACCUCAUCGCAUUCCUCGCCCUGCUAGCCUUCGUCAACGCCACACUGUCCUGGUUCGGGGGGUUCAUCUGUCACCCGGAGCUGUCCUUCGAGUUGAUCUGUUCGUACGUGUUCAUGCCGAUAACCUACUUGAUGGGUGUGGAGUGGAAGGAUGCGGGAGUGGUGGGUGAGCUGGUUGGGAUCAAGACGUUUCUCAACGAGUUUGUGGCGUACAAGGAACUCGCUAAGUUCAUCACCAACCGUCAGGAGUGUCUGCAGGGAACAGUUUUAUCAAUCCGGUCAGAAAUCAUCGCCACGUAUGCCCUGUGUGGCUUCUCUAACCUGAGUUCUAUCGGUAUCCAACUGGGUGGUCUCGGGCCGAUGGCACCCAAGAGAUCUGGAGAUCUGGCUCAGAUCGUCAUCCGAGCUCUGUUUGGAGGAAUCAUUGCCUGUCUGAUGACGGCAUCAUUAGCUGGACUUCUUAUGAUAGAGCCCGUGUAUGACAGUCUGUGUGCGGGAAAUGUGACCGACAUCAACUCGACACUGAUCUACAACUCGAGCGACUUCGUCACCACGGAAACCGUGACGUCCUUCACUACUGGAUUGAUCAGCAACGUCACGGAGCUUGUGUUAAAUGCUACAACCGGAUCCUAGUACCGGCCUAGGCUUAGUAAUCUUGUGUGUUGUGUAAUUUCAAGUAUGUGUUCAGCGAUAUCCUAGUACUGGCCUAGGCUUAGUAAUCUUGUGUGUUGUGUAAUUUCAAGUAUGCGUCGAGUCGAAAGAAAGGAAGACGAAUGUUAUUCAUAUUAUAUAAGAAUUAAUGACAUCAUUUUCUGAACUUUAUCUCAGGAUAACAUUCAGGGUUUUUUAGCGAUAUCCAUCCAAUUGGAAUAGACUGAAUCAAAUAACAGCGGAAAGUUUGUUGUUAGAAAUGUUUGUCAUCCUGUCUUAGUUUUACCAGACAGACGUACAGUAUCUAUUGUGAAUCUUAAAAAUGUGUAGAGGUGGAUAAAUGUAAGGGGUUGGGUAGAUUGUCUUCUUUAGUGUAACAGGGUGGAUGGGUUUAUUAAAUACUGUAAACCAGGGGCCUAAUUCACUAAACUCCUGCAGUGCAAUGCUAAAAGACUUGCAAAGAAGAUGCUUUGUUGUUUAGCAGAGCCUAAGAGACCUUUGUGAAUUAAGCACCUGGAAGAAAGCAACGGAUGUUCACAAAAUGUAUGUCAUGAACAUGUGCUGUGGUGCCUAUCCACAAUAAAACCAUGUCACUUCAGUUUACUAUAUGUUAGCGCAGGUGUUAAAUAAACAGCAGUUACAAAUUAUAUGAAAUUUAUCUAUGCACGAUCUAAACAUUGUGUAAUAUCUCUGUAAACCACGACCAAUAAUUCCUUUUUCCUGUUCAGUUUUGGACACUGAUUGUAUGGGUUAAGUGAUACUGGCAUCAUUAAAUUGUCACCUGUUGAUUUGAAGAUGGAGAUGGAGUUGAAGUCAAGUGAACUUUCAGGUUGUUAAAGAUUUCUUUACAAGACUGAUCCCAAUGUUCCUCAAUGGCUGUUUGGAUUGCAGAAGUCUUCCUAACUUUCUUUCUCUUUUUUAUUUUCGACUCUUCCCAGAAGAUGGGCGGGAUGUAGCCCAGUGGUAAAGCGGUCGGUCGGUCUGGGAUCGAUCA